CCACCCAUGACAUCAUUGAUGCGGAAGUGACCUGCAAAGCUGCCCAAAUGGAGGUGUCCAUUUCAAAGUGUAAGCUGUUCCAGCUAGGCUUUGAGCGUGAGGGGGUGCGGGUCAACGACCGCCACUGUCCCGGCAUCGAGGGGGAGGACUUCAUCUCUUUCCAGAUCAACAACACCAAAGGCAACUGUGGCAACUUGGUGCAGUCAAACAGCACACACAUCGUGUACAAAAACACGGUGUGGAUCGAGAGCGCGAACAACACGGGCAACAUCAUCACCCGGGACAGGACCAUCAACGUGGAGUUCUCCUGCGCCUAUGAGCUGGACAUCAAGAUCUCCCUGGAUUCGGUCGUGCGGCCGAUGCUCAGCGUGAUUAACCUGACGGUGCCGACCCAGGAAGGGAGCUUCACGACCAAGAUGGCCCUGUACAAGAACUCGUCCUACAAGCAUCCCUACCGGCAGGGCGAGGUGGUGCUCACCACCCGGGACGUGCUCUACGUGGGGGUCUUUGUCGUCGGGGCCGAUUCCAACCACUUGAUCCUGAUGCUGAACAAGUGCUACGCAACCCCCUCGCGGGACAGCAACGACAAGCUGCGGUACUUCAUCAUCGAGGGCGGGUGCCAAAACAUGAAGGACAACACCAUUGGCAUAGAGGAGAACGGGGUGUCGUUGACCUGCCGCUUCCACGUCACCGUCUUCAAGUUCAUCGGGGAUUACGACGAGGUUCACCUGCACUGCGCCGUCUCGCUCUGCGACUCGGAGAAAUACUCCUGCAAAAUAAACUGCCCUCAGCACACAAGGAUGGCCAGCACGUUCGCAGAGGAGUCCAAGGAGCAGAUCCUCUCGGUGGGGCCUAUUAGAAGGAAGCGCUCAGACUGGUGUGAGGACAACGGAGGCUGUGAGCAGAUCUGCACGAGCCAAGUGGACGGACCCCUGUGCAGCUGCGUGACGGGAACACUGCAAGGCGACGGCAAGAGUUGCAGGGCCUCCAGCUCUUCAGGGGAGUGCCGUGCCCGGGUGACCCUUCUGGUGGCAGCCCAGCUGUGGCUGUGCGCAGCUCUGCGGGACCUGACCUCGCCUCGGGAGCUGCUCUCGGUGUCUCCUGAGCACAUGGACCUGGCCAGAG
This is a messenger RNA of Merops nubicus (carmine bee-eater), 1125 nucleotides long. RefSeq names its product alpha-tectorin-like. The transcript has 8 exons. Lineage: Eukaryota; Metazoa; Chordata; Aves; Coraciiformes; Meropidae. The annotation marks the transcript as partial. The record is from RefSeq and is a predicted model, not a curated record.